AGUUGUUCUAAAAAAAAAAAAAAAACAAAAACAAAAAAAAAAAAAUAUGUUUGAAAUAUAAUUGUAAAACAAUACAUACAUAAUAUUUUACAGUACUUCGAAAUGCGUUUCGGUAAAACAAUACGUUUAAUUGGCUCCAUACUUUUUUCCAUUGGCACGCUUAUUUGGUUGCCCAUAGUUAUUUAUGUACCAGCAUUGGCGUUCAAUCAAGUAACUGGCGUCAAUAUUCAUAUUAUAACACCGGUGGUAUGUCUGGUGUGCAUUUUCUAUACAUGUGUUGUAAGUUAAUUUUUUUGCAUAUUUUACCAAACCAUAG
This is a messenger RNA of Lucilia cuprina (Australian sheep blowfly), 316 nucleotides long. Its product is annotated as sodium-coupled monocarboxylate transporter 1-like. Bases 103 to 288 code for a protein of 61 amino acids. Lineage: Eukaryota; Metazoa; Arthropoda; Insecta; Diptera; Calliphoridae. Gene Ontology annotation, molecular function: symporter activity. Gene Ontology annotation, biological process: sodium ion transport. The transcript is spliced from 3 exons. The record is from RefSeq and is a predicted model, not a curated record.